UCCCCCUACCUGCCUCCCUCCUCCGUCCUCCCCUGUACUCCUCCCUCCACGUCUGCUGGCACUAAAACAGGCAGCGGGACCUGCAAAACUUUAGUUUCAUCCAGAUCAACUCUACUCCCAGCAUCAUGAAAUUCUUGGCUCUCACUCUCACCAUCCUGCUGGCCACAGGUAUCCAGGCCCGUACUCUGCAGGCUGAUGAGGCUGCGCCUUCUCAGCUGGAACAUGUGAAGGUGGUGAAGGCUGGCAUGACUCUUGCAAAGGAGUCCAUGAAGAUGGUCCUCAAACCUCUGGACAACACAAAGUACAAGGAGUACAACGACAAGCUAUCCCAGAUUCUGGACAACUUGCAGGAGUACUACCUGACCACCUAUGAGUCCUACUUUAAAGCAUUCUUGGGUGACCAGCUGCUGGAUGCCACCACCACUCUCAGCAGACAGAUCACGACCAAGGUUGAGGAGCUGCGCAAGCAGCUGGAGCCCAAGCAAGCUGAGUUGACGGCCGUCCUGGAGAAGAACAUGGAAGACUACCGCCAGAAGAUGGAGCCCCUGGUCCAGGAGUACGUCCUCAAACAGAGAGAGGAGAUGGACGCCCUGAGGGCCAAGACGGAGCCCAUCCUGGUUUCCCUGAGGGAAAAGACGGAGCCCAUCCUGAACGAGAUGAGGGCCAAGGUGAGCUCCAUGGUGGAGGACACCAAGGCCGUGCUGGUGCCCAUGGUGGAGUCUGUCCGUGCCAAGCUGGACGAGCGCAUCGAUGAACUGAGGACGAAGGCUGCCCCUGAAACUGAAGAGUACAAGAAGAACCUUUCCAGGUUGGUGGAAGAGUUAAAAAGGCAGAUUGAUCGCUACAGCGAGGACUUCAAGGGACGGAUGAAGAUUACAAGCCAUGAUUUGUUUCACCCUGUUGAUACACCGAUUAAGCUCAUGGCUCUGUAUGAGUCAAUUAAAUCCCUUACUACCAAGUGAAUUCUCAAUGAAAUACUUAAUGGAAUACAAGAAAAGCAACAACAGAUAUGUGAUAUCAGUUUAGUCAGGCGAAUUGCACAAAAUAUUCAAUUAUACAUGGACAUCCCAACAAGUGUUGAGAAAGAUUGUGUUAUGGCAGUUAUUACCCACUCUAAUUAGUCUUAGGUAACACUGUAAAAUAGGUAUUGUUACAUAUGAAGUUCUUUAAACUAUAAUAAUGUUGAUGAGGAAGAUGUUGAUUCAACCCCAGUGCUAAUAAAACAAAAGAAGAA
This is a messenger RNA of Hypomesus transpacificus, 1234 nucleotides long. RefSeq names its product apolipoprotein A-I-2-like. Gene Ontology annotation, molecular function: lipid binding. Bases 126 to 962 code for a protein of 278 amino acids. Gene Ontology annotation, biological process: lipid transport; lipoprotein metabolic process. NCBI's taxonomy places the organism in Eukaryota, Metazoa, Chordata, Actinopteri, Osmeriformes, Osmeridae. Gene Ontology annotation, cellular component: extracellular region. The record is from RefSeq and is a predicted model, not a curated record. The transcript is spliced from 4 exons.